AUGUCAAUAUUUGUCCUGCUGGUUCUCGGGAGCAGUCCCGCGACGUUGGCGGAGACUUGCUAUAACAACAUCGGCAACCAAGAUACUGGCUUCGUCGCGUGCGACCCAAAUGCCGAAUCCAGCGCAUGCUGUAGUCCUGGUGACAUUUGUUAUAGCAAUGGCCUUUGUCAACCUGGCCCGGAGCAGCCGAACAAAGGGAUCACACCAUACUAUGUCGAUGGUUGCACAGACCCAAGCUGGAAUAGUCCCGUAUGUAUGGCAAAGUGUUUGAACGUUACUGGUAACGGCGUUGAGACCUGCGGAGGCCUCAACCAGUACUGCUGCUAUGGGUUUGGGGGCUGUGACUGCUCGAAUUCGACGCAAGUCAUUAGCAUUGCUGCCGGCAUUGUUAUUACCACCAUACCAAUGACGUCCUCAACUGCAAGCAUCAGCAACUCUUCAACAAGCUCUACGACAUCUGUCCCUAGCAGCACCGACAGCUUCCGAAGUGCAACGACCACACCAGCCUCAAAAUUAUCAAGCUUCACAAGCGUCCUCGCAUCGCCUACCGCCGUCUCCUCAAACUCCUCGAACCAAUCGUCAACUAGUCUCUCUACCGGUGCGAAAGCUGGAAUCGGGAUAGGGGUUGGCCUCGGAGCCGCAUUGGCCUUAAUUGGCCUGGCAUUCUUCCUGAUGGGCUGGCGCAGACGAACAAGACCAAGCUAUAAUGCCCAAGACCAUAGCAAACCUGGCUACAAGCUAGAGGUGAAUGCGCGCCAAGACGGUGAAGCCAAAAGAUGGACGGAACAGAAUUUCCACGAACUGUCCGCUCAUCGAGACCAGACUCUAGCCGAAAUGGAUGCUCCCUAA
Messenger RNA from Cladophialophora psammophila CBS 110553, 849 nucleotides. RefSeq lists its product as uncharacterized. Lineage: Eukaryota; Fungi; Ascomycota; Eurotiomycetes; Chaetothyriales; Herpotrichiellaceae. The record is from RefSeq and is a predicted model, not a curated record. Bases 1 to 849 code for a protein of 282 amino acids. The transcript has 2 exons.